GCAAAGAUGUUCCUCUGACUGGUUUCGCCACAAACAAGUAGAUCCCUCUCCAGGCCAGGGUGUGGACCGAAGCAAUCCGUCCCUUCAUCUCCUCCUUCCGGCAGACGCUAGAUUUUCCCAUUUCAGCAGGGAUAAUGAGAGAGUGAUUUCCUGGAGACGAGAGACAGAGAGAGAGAGAGAGAAGAGGCUGUGCUGGGCAGAGGACGGACACGCCAUGGCUUACCGAUUCACAGAAGCAGAACUCGACGUGGUCAAAGAGGCCUUCGCACAUUUCGACACGGACGGCGAUGGGGUGAUCACUUCGUCGGAGAUGGGAGAGGUAAUGCGCUCCCUCGAGCACGUGCUGGUCAACCUGAGGGAGAGGUUCACGGACGAGAAGGUGGAGGAGAUGAUGAAACAGGUGGACGCCAACUCGGAUGGGAAAGUCACCUACGAGGAGUUUGAGAAGCUGAUGGUGGCCAGAGACCCCCGAGGCCCUCCAUUCUAGCGGAGCUGAGACUUCGGUUUACCCGCUGGCUGAAAUUUGCAGAGAAAUGCUAUGCGUCUCGCCACCAUCCCCGUCGACACUUAAGACCCCGAACUGCAACCUGAGAACUGGAGGAGCUUGCAGAGGAACAUUCCCGAGCGGCUUCCUCUUCGCGGCCAGGUUGAAGGAGGCACGCCUGAGAGAAAGAUCUGGGGCAGAUGCUCCUUGUUGACAGUGCUGUCUCUGGCCCCAGGGGAAAAUAAAUUCAUGGUACUCUU
Lacerta agilis (Sand lizard) is the source of this 744-nucleotide messenger RNA. RefSeq names its product calmodulin-like. The transcript is spliced from 2 exons. Bases 215 to 487 code for a protein of 90 amino acids. Gene Ontology annotation, molecular function: enzyme regulator activity; calcium ion binding. The record is from RefSeq and is a predicted model, not a curated record. NCBI's taxonomy places the organism in Eukaryota, Metazoa, Chordata, Lepidosauria, Squamata, Lacertidae.